Molecule: messenger RNA, 246 nt
Organism: Hordeum vulgare subsp. vulgare (domesticated barley)
Lineage: Eukaryota; Viridiplantae; Streptophyta; Magnoliopsida; Poales; Poaceae
Exons: 1
Coding region: 1-246 (81 amino acids)
Biological process (GO): photosynthesis
Cellular component (GO): photosystem II; membrane
Source: RefSeq, a predicted model, not a curated record
AUGGAGGUGACGGCGGCCGUCCGUGCGUCCUCCGCGUCCGUGCAGGAGAAGCUCACGGCUGGGCUGACUGCGGCGACCGUGGCAGCGACGCUGGUGCUGCCCGAGGUCGCGGAGGCCGCGUUCCCGGGGUUGUCCCCGUCGCUCAAGAACUUCCUGCUCAGCAUCGUGUCCGGCGGGGUCGUCUUCGCCGACAUCGCCGGGGCCGUCGUCGCCGUCUACAACUUCAACCCCGUCAAGCGAACCUGA